GUAUUGUAUUAUUGUACAGCGAGUGAGUCGAGCAAUGGUAUUCCUCCAAACUCAUUCUCUCACAAGAAACAUCAAAGCCCCUUUUACUUCUUCAUCUUCAUCAGCAUCUGUUCACCACUCCAAACCUUUCUCUUCCGCUACCACAACUAUUAGAGCUACAACAACAAAGAUGGAAAACACAGAAUCUGAGGGUUCAAAUGUAAAUGACAAUAAAAGGAAAAUAUUUGUGGCUGGGGCUACUGGAAGUACUGGUAAAAGAAUCGUUGAACAACUUUUAGACAAGGGUUUUGCAGUUAAGGCUGGUGUUCGUGAUGUUGACAAAGCUAAGACUACUUUUUCAGAUAACCCAUUUCUCCAAAUUGUGAAGGCUGAUGUAACUGAGGGUUCAUCUAAGUUAGCUGAAGCUAUUGGUAAUGAUGCUGAAGCUGUUAUUUGUGCUACCGGAUUUCGUCCUUCGUUGGAUUUAUUUACUCCUUGGAAGGUUGAUAAUUUUGGCACAGUAAACCUUGUAGAUGCAUGCAAGAAAAAUAAUGUGAAUAGAUUUAUUCUUAUCAGUUCCAUUCUAGUCAAUGGUGCUGCAAUGGGACAAAUCUUUAAUCCAGCUUACCUAUUCCUAAACGUAUUUGGACUAACGUUGAUAGCCAAACUACAAGCGGAGAAUUAUAUCAGGAAAUCGGGUAUAAACUACACAAUUAUAAGGCCUGGUGGAUUGAAAAAUGACCCUCCAAGUGGAAAUUUGGUCAUGGAACCUGAGGAUAAUCUGUCUACAGGUUCUAUAUCUAGAGAUCUGGUUGCAGAAGUAGCUGUUGAGGCAUUAGGCCACCCUGAAUCUUCUUACAAGGUAGUGGAGAUAGUUUCCCGUCCUGAAGCUCCAAAACGCUCAUUUGAAGAUCUCUUUGGCUCUAUCAAACAACGCUAAGUUUGAAAUGACCAAGUGGCUUGACACAUAGCUGGAUUACUGAAUACUACCCUGCCGCUGAUGGACAAGCCAAGGGGUGGAUGCUGGAUGCAAGCUGUCAUUGAGUAUGAUAAUAAGACUGGCCAUCAUUUUUGUGUUAUGGUAUGAGAUAGAUGGAGAGAAUAUAUACCACGUGUUAAUUUAAGCCCAAAGCAACUUCUCUUGAAUGAAAGAUGAUGGAAGAAGUACUGAAAGAUCAAUCAAAUUCAUGAACUCUCAUCUGUAAUCGACAAACUAAAAACUCAAUCCAUCCCUCAGUCCAAAAUAACACAAACACUGGUGUAGCUUAUCCUCUCCCCGUUGGCUGGUGAGCCUAACCACGCCCCUCCCAUAACCACGCCCCUCUCAUUUUAUAUUCUUACAUCAUGUUUAUAUGUUUUUUAAGAUGAUGUGAUGACUCAAAUAUGAUUUAUGCAUCUUGGCCACCCAUUUGAACGUGUAUAAAACGAGUGAAAGGUUUUUUUUUUCUCAUUUCACAACCCUAA
Papaver somniferum (opium poppy) is the source of this 1443-nucleotide messenger RNA. RefSeq lists its product as uncharacterized. The transcript is spliced from 6 exons. Bases 35 to 919 code for a protein of 294 amino acids. NCBI's taxonomy places the organism in Eukaryota, Viridiplantae, Streptophyta, Magnoliopsida, Ranunculales, Papaveraceae. The record is from RefSeq and is a predicted model, not a curated record.